Molecule: messenger RNA, 3654 nt
Organism: Uranotaenia lowii
Lineage: Eukaryota; Metazoa; Arthropoda; Insecta; Diptera; Culicidae
Exons: 4
Coding region: 768-2729 (653 amino acids)
Source: RefSeq, a predicted model, not a curated record
UCCGCGAAUUGUGACUUAAUCUUUGCCAGAAAUAAAGACUCCAGUGCAGUUCGAUCCCAGAAGUUGAUGAGCGAAAAAGUUAAAGAACUGUGAAAAUCAGCUGUCAACCAAGGACGUGAUUCCAGUGGAAACUUGAGAAAAAAUCUUUACCCCAAGACCGGGGUGAAGGAAAUUAACGACUUGUGAUAUUUUAAAGAUUUCCUUUGUCACGAAACUACGAAGUUAAAACAAGACAUAAUUGGAAGAAACUCAAGAGAAGGUGAAGGAACGCGGAGAACAUUCAGGAAACCAAAGAAAUCCUUUUCAGUGCAAAACUCUCUUAAUCAGAAAGUAAUUUUCACUCGAAGAUCAAACUCAAGCCAUCAUCGCAUUUACUUGUGUUCUCCUCCAACAAUUAGCAAUCAACGGUGUUUGUACAGGUGAAUGUGGGAGUGUCGUGACAAAAGGUGAAAAACAUCCAGGUGGAAAUUAAUUUUCUUACACCCAAACCCAAACCCCAGCCUGGAAAGAAGCCAGAAAAGUUGUUGGAUCAGGAAAGGAUAACUUCUGGAGCUCGCUCUGGUGAUUAAGGUCCCUGAUUUUUGUGUUCUGUUGUUGGAAGAUUUUUUUUCUGGUGCUGUUUUCCGGAAGGUGGGUUGACUUAAAACGGAAGCGAAACAAAUCCUUCGCUGUUGUCGUCAGGAAAAGGAUUGUUUGAACACCGGAAGGUGACUGAAGUGCACUGGUUGAUAAACUUUUUCCCGGGAUCGGAAUCAAAUCAUCGAAAAAUGUUGGCGACGUUGAUGCUGAUAUUACUAACGACUCCCAUGUUCCUAUCUGCCGAUCGGUCCAACUCAGCCUCGGUGCUGGUGAAGACGAUGAUGGACGAUAACAACAACAGUGGCAAUGCUCAUAAAGCACUCAUGUACAAUGUAACGACAGUGCCGAGCUCCCGGAAGGCGAAACGAUCCAAUGGAGAAAUUCCGCUGCUCAUCAUCCGACCAAUCGAGAAAAAGAAGAAGAAGAUCUACGCCAAGGAACCGAUGAUGAAGCUGAUGAGCGGGGGCGUGGCCUCGUAUGGACACUAUCCCGAAAUCCAUAUGACCGACGGGGAAAUUUUCUCCCUGGAGCACAUGCUACCCAUCCUCGGCCUUGAAGGAAUGGUCUUCAAGGGAAUGCAGAAAACACCUUAUCUGUCUUCUCAUUUCAUUCCGUCUCCUCAAUUCAAGCCAUCCGACGUGCAUUUCGUGCCACAGAAACCUAAAGAAGAACUGUUCACCCCGGCUCAAGGAAGUCCCUCGGUGUCUGUUUCUUACAAGCCAACGGAAUCUGUACCGGUUCAAUCUUUUCCUGCUCCUCCACCACCAAACUAUGUGCCGGCCAUCAAAUCGGAAGAUGCACUUCUGAAGCUGGGUCAUCAAGCCUUAAGUAAGCUACAAACCCCAGGAUCGCCAUCCUAUGCUGCUUAUACAUCUUCGGACCAUGAAAAGCACGUUUAUUUGAAACCAGAACAGGUCUCAAAGUACAACUAUCAAAAAUAUCAACACGAGAUGCCUGUUAAAGUAAAAAGUGUGCCAGUAGGACCUCUGCAGACAUCUAUUGCUGGGGCUGGAUACAGUGUGUCUCAGAAUGAGAUCGUCAAACACCAGAAACCUAGCUAUGAACGACCUACGGCCGCUGCUUACAAGUACCAGGAACAACCGAAAAAGCCUCAGAUGGUUAGUCCGUUGUCCAUCUCAACCAGCUUCUUCUAUCCAAAACCAAAUCACAAUGAAGAACAACACCAUCAAGCGCAUAUGGCUCAAAAACCUCAACCAAAACCUUAUCCGUACCCUCAUCAACCUGCUCCGGUAGCUCCACAAGUCACUCAUGUAAGCUAUUACUUCCCGAAGGAAAUUGAACCUCUUCCUCAGCCGCAGCCUCUAGUUCAUCAUCACGCACCUCAUCAACAUGUCCAAUACCAAAUGGUUCCCGCAAAUGCUGUCCAAAAUGGAGAACACAUCGAAUACGUCAUAACCAAGCAACCGACUCACGAAGUGCCCUCUAAUCAAGCCGAAAAGCCUUACAAACAGUACGCAAUCCACUCGAAACAAAAGUACCAGAAACAGCCCCAGGAACCCCAAUCCACCUACUACAUCCACAAGCAGUUCGAUUUUCCCGGAAAACCAAACAGUAACGAGAACACCGUCGUCACGGAACAUUACGGCACCUUCAACCGAACCAAGACCCAAGAGCCUCGUCCCCUGAACGAACCGAAACCCUUUGCCGCCCCUCAUUACCUUCCACUCCCAAAACCCCAACCCCUAGCUCAACCAGCAACAACCCUGCACCAAACCCACCCCACCCCUUCCAACUUCCAUCAGAACCAUCAGCAGCAACCGUCUCACACCUUCCAGAAUCAUUGGAAACUCGGCCGUCGACAUCCAGAAUCGGUGAAACCCGUAGUGGAAGCCAUCCACGACUCCGAGCCAGAGAGUUCCGUUUCCCAGCAAACCGUUGGCCAGACGUUGAAGGUACAAGGACACGAUCAUGGCCCACAAGAAGCAGUGGCUGCCGAAUCCAAAGCUGUUCAGAGUCGAUCGCCGGUUGAGGAGAAGUCAAAGAAAGUAGAAAGCAGCUCGCCGCCGGUAGCCAAGAUUACUCCCCUGGCGCCAGAAUCAGUAGCGGAACCGAUCGAAAGUGUGGCCGAUGAGCAGCAGACCAGUGAAAGCGCAAGCCAGCGAGCGAGGAAAGCCAGGCAACAAGGAUGAUUUGCCCCUGCGUGACGUCGUCCGACUGAAUGAAGUGCACCCCCGAAAAAUGAAUUGACUCAAUUAAUCGCUCCGGAUAACAGACACACAAAAAAACACUAGAGAAAAUCGCUGGUAGAAAGAGAAAUUAGCUGAAAUUAUAAAUGCCUGCGUGAAAUUGAUUGGUGCCUGGCAGCAGCGAUUCGAAAACGCGGCUUAUGAAACACUCAAAAAUUCACACACAAACCCAUACCCAAACCCACAUCUGCAUUGAAUUGGAGGUGGAGAAGAUCGAAUUCGGUCGUCUUAUUUUCCGGAGAUUGUGGGGUAAUCGAUCCGGAAAGUUUUCGAUCCGCGCUCUCGGAGAUGCCACUUGUUGAAAAGUGCCCUUUAAUUGCAAGGUUUUUGGUGGUGAUUUUUUUUUUCCUUCCCCGUUCCGCUUUGUUAUUUAUUCCUACUACAUAUAUGUGUAUCUUUAAUCGUUCCUUUAGAUUAUAUUUUUGGUAAGAUUUCCCAUGUUCGUUAGCAUCGGUUAUGCAACUUGGUUAACGAGCUGGAAAAAAGUAUGCAUGUUUGUCUGCACGUGACUGGAAUGAGCUGAUAAACUACUGAAUGAAUGUUUGAAUGACUGAUUUGUGAACCUGGACGAAACUCAGGAUUCACGCAGAAAUAUUUAUGAUUCCUAUCCAAACUAAUCACCUUAAAACCUGAAAUACUGAGAAAGUUUUCUAUGAAAAACUUAAAGCUCAGAAUAGGAAACAAGGAAGAGAAUCAAUCAUCCUUUGGAUGACAUAAAGGAUUUCAACCCAUCUGUCUAUAUAAUAACUAACAAUCUUUGCCAGAAAAAAAGUCACCAACCAUAAUCUUGUAGAUCUUCCUACUCUUAACUUAUACUUAUAGGCCAGUAUGUUAGGAUUACGAUACAAAUAACUGAAGCUCUGACAGA